GUCGAACUGCAACCUCCCGUGCUAUCGCUGUGUUGCUAAUGUAAAUCUUUUAACUGUUUGAGCCGAUAGAGACCUUUAACAAUUAUCAUAUUUUUUUUGUGAGGAAUGCCGACAUUUAGCCAGUGGACACUUGGUUAGCAAGCUAGGAUAAGUAUGCUUUUAUCGUUAAAAUUGUAUCAAUAGCCUGGCUACACUGUAACAAAAUAGUAUGUGUGAUAAUUUGUUGACUAGGAAAGGUGAGACAUUCUCUGUCAAUAUCGCCUUUUUUAUUACGUUGCAAUGUUGACGACUCACACCUGUUGCUCAAGUAUUACAUCUAGCUAAAAACUAGCUAUGCUCAAUUUAGAUAUUAGUCCCAGACAACACAGUUCAUCCAGAUAUCAACUUUAGCUAUUUAAAUAUAUAGGUGGGAAGUGGACUCUCCCGGUCUGGAAGGGGAUCUGGUCCAUUUAUUACAGGUUGCAUUUCCUCAUGGCAAAAGAAGAAUGCAUAACACAAUGGAACAAAACAGGGGACACUUCAACACUACGAAACAGGAAAAUAUGUCUCACCUCAGAAAAGACUCUCCAAGCCCCAUCCACCUCUUUGUCAAAAGACAAACACAGUCACACUGCUGGACAUUUGUCAGAAGAUGACACCCAGUCUUCAAAUGGUGCUCAGUUUUCCACCAGAGGAAAUCUCAGUAAGGAUCCUCCAAGCAGGGUGCUGCUGAUGUUGCUGGUGGGGCUGUCUUUCUCCACACGCCUCUACAAGAUAACAGAGCCCCCUCAUGUAUGCUGGGAUGAGACACACUUUGGAAAGAUGGGGAGCUACUACAUCAACAGGACCUUCUUUUUUGACGUCCAUCCUCCUCUUGGAAAGAUGCUGAUUGGUCUUGCUGGGUACAUGACCGGUUAUGAUGGCUCCUUUCCUUUCAUAAAGCCUGGAGAUAAAUAUGAUCAUCACAACUACUGGGGGAUGAGAGGGUUCUGUGCCGUGCUUGGCUCCUGUCUCCCAAUCUUUGCCUACCUCAUAGUGCUGGAGUUGUCUCAGUCUCAAACUGCUGCCCUCAUCACUGCCACCUUGCUCAUAUUUGACACUGGCUCUAUCACCAUUUCCCAGUACAUCCUGUUAGACCCUAUACUCUUGUUCUUCAUCAUGGCAGCAGUGCUGAGCAUGGUCAAGUUCAACCAGCAGAGAUACAGGCCCUUUGCUGCCUCCUGGUGGCUGUGGUUGGUACUGACGGGUGUAAACCUUGCUGGGGCAUUAGGGGUGAAGUUUGUGGGUCUGUUUGUCAUUCUGUUGGUGGGACUGAACACAAUCUGGGACCUCUGGAGAAUUCUGGGAGACCUGAGCCUCUCACUGGUUGAAAUUGCAAAGCACUUCCUGGCUCGGGUUGUUGGUCUCAUCCUGUUUCCACUUUUCCUCUACGUUACAAUAUUUGCAAUCCACUUUGUUGUGUUGAACAAAAGUGGACCAGGAGAUGGUUUCUUCAGUUCAGCCUUUCAGUCCCGACUGAUCGGGAACAAUCUACACAACGCAUCCAUGCCUGAGUACCUGGCAUUUGGCUCCACCAUCACAAUUAAAAACCUCCGGAUUGCUGGAGGAUAUCUGCACUCUCAUUGGCACUUAUACCCAGAGGGAGUGGGAUCAAAGCAGCAGCAGGUGACAGCCUACCUCCAUAAAGACUACAACAACUUGUGGCUCGUUCACAGACCGGAUGAAAAUGAAUCUCAAUCUGGGACACCUGACCUGGUUCGUCAUGGAGACAUCAUUAGACUCGAGCACGUAGAAACAACCCGUAACCUUCACAGUCACCUCCAUGAGGCCCCUCUGACCAAGAAACACUUCCAGGUUACAGGAUAUGGCAUUAAUGGCACGGGUGACAAAAACGACCUGUGGCAGGUGGAGGUGUGUGGAGGCCGUAAGGGGGACCUGGUGAAGGUGCUGCGUAGCAAAGUGCGCUUCCUGCACCGAGCUACCGGCUGUGUGCUUUACUCCUCUGGAAAGACUCUCCCAAAGUGGGGCUGGGAACAGGUGGAGGUGACCUGUAGUCCCUACUUAAAGGAGACUCCCAGCUCUCAGUGGAACAUUGAAGAUCAUAUCAACCCCAGCUUGCCCAACAUUAGUUUGUCUGUGCUGAAGCCCCAUUUCCUGGAGAUCUUACUGGAGUCCCACAUUGUGAUGAUAAGAGGUAACAGUGGCCUGAAACCCAAAGACAAUGAGAUGAACUCAAAACCCUGGCAUUGGCCAGUCAACUAUCAGGGUCUGAGGUUUUCUGGAGUGAAUGACACAGAGUAUCGUGUUUACCUGCUGGGGAACCCCGUGGUUUGGUGGAUACAUUUGGCUAGUUUGGGAUUGUAUCCUAUCAUGGCGGCAGUGGCAGCUAUAGCCCUCAAAAGAGGUUUCUCAUUGAGCCAAAAAAGAAUAGAGCAUUCUCAUGUUCUCAUGAGAGAAGGAGGACUGCUGUUCCUCGCCUGGCUGCUGCACUAUGCACCUUUCUAUACGAUGGGCCGUAUCCUCUACUACCACCAUUACUUCCCUGCAAUGCUCUUCAGCAGCAUGCUCACAGGAAUUACAUUUGACAUUCUGUUGAAAAGCACUGACCUUCUAAUUCGCCGGCCUUAUUGUGAUUGGCUGCAGAGACUCGGGCAGAUGGUUCUUCUCUUCAGUAUUCUUUACAGUUUCUACCUGUUUCAUCCGCUCUCCUACGGCAUGAAGGGUCCUCUGGCACACGAGCCAGGCAGCGCCAUGGCCGGCCUGAAGUGGAUGGACUCCUGGGAGUUCUAGUCAGCUUUGCACGAAGAAGACAGAUUUUAUUUUAAUGUAGAACUGGUCUGACUAUGAGGGACUUAUGGUCUAAUUUUACAUAAUGUACUGACUGCACACACUACCAUAGAAUCUCUACCAACUCAUGUAUUAUUGAGUGUCCGAACAUUUCUUAUUGUUGAGUAUUAAAGCAUGUCAUGUGUAAAGAGUGCUUUAUGAGAAUGAUCUGAAUCAGUGCAAUAUAAAUGCCAGAGUGUUGUGAAGUAUUUAGGAAUACAGAUCUAGACAAUAAUGUUCACCAAGCUGCCUUAACUAACUCCACAUCUCAUAUCUUGGACUUAAAGAAAUACAAUGUGCGUACUGUAUGUCACAAUAAGCUCAAGUGCCUGUAAGGAGCUAGUAAAAUAACUCUAAAAAUGUUUCAAAUGCUGCAUCUCAGUGUUGGUGACUUUUAACGAAACACUGUUUGGUACGUAGUUAUAGGCUAUCGGAGACUGUAUUUUGUUUGUGUUUGUCUUGAUCGUAGUGCCCAGUAUUUUUGAAUUGUAUUUAGCGAUCAGUGCUAUCAAGUACUUGUUUCUGUUUUUACUUUGUAAAACUACUAGUGACUUUGUCACAUUUCAGUAUGAUGAAUAAACUGUGAUAUUCUUGUAA
Notothenia coriiceps (black rockcod) is the source of this 3402-nucleotide messenger RNA. RefSeq names its product protein-O-mannosyltransferase 2 (gene pomt2). NCBI's taxonomy places the organism in Eukaryota, Metazoa, Chordata, Actinopteri, Perciformes, Nototheniidae. The transcript is spliced from 21 exons. Gene Ontology annotation, biological process: protein O-linked glycosylation via mannose. Gene Ontology annotation, cellular component: membrane; endoplasmic reticulum. Gene Ontology annotation, molecular function: dolichyl-phosphate-mannose-protein mannosyltransferase activity. The record is from RefSeq and is a predicted model, not a curated record. The coding region runs from base 472 to 2769 and encodes 765 amino acids.